Molecule: messenger RNA, 10007 nt
Organism: Ahaetulla prasina
Lineage: Eukaryota; Metazoa; Chordata; Lepidosauria; Squamata; Colubridae
Gene: DOCK5
Product: dedicator of cytokinesis 5
Exons: 52
Coding region: 445-6072 (1875 amino acids)
Biological process (GO): small GTPase-mediated signal transduction; cell migration
Cellular component (GO): plasma membrane; cytoplasm
Molecular function (GO): guanyl-nucleotide exchange factor activity; small GTPase binding
Source: RefSeq, a predicted model, not a curated record
GGUGCGGAGCCACGAAAGGCAUCGGCGACCGCGUCCUCCUCCUGGGCGGCCAAGUCCUUCCCAUCCCGGCCAGGGGAAGAGCCCGAGAGGCCGUCGGAGCAGGUGAUCCCGCCCGGCAGAGGCGGAGAGCUCCCGCCCUUGGCCUCGGCUCGCUGCCCUCGGUGGAAGGCGGGCCGUUGGAGUUCCCAAAGCUGGCCGGGCGGCGGCGGCGGAGGCGGCGGCUGGAGCAUUAACUUGGGCAGAGAAAAGGCGAGGGGGGGUGUGCGGGAAGAAGACGCAGCGGCGGACCAGCCAGGAACCCCGCUUAACCCCGACUAUGGCAGGCCAGCUGGAGGCUACCGAGGCCGGCGGAGGCUGAAGCAAGGAGCCCGGGGCUCGGCCAGCAACAACAGCAGCAGCAGCAACAGGGGCGAGGUUCCCUCCCAACUCCAGCCCAGCAUCGGCAUGGCUCGCUGGAUCCCCACCAAGCGGGAAAAGUAUGGCGUGGCCAUCUACAAUUACAAAGCAAUCCAGGACGUGGAGCUCUCUUUACAGGUGGGGGAUACCGUUCACAUCCUGGAGAUGUAUGAAGACUGGUACAGAGGCUACAGUCUUCGAAAUAAAUCCAAAAAGGGUAUCUUCCCAGCAACCUACAUUCAUCUCAAGGAGGCAACGGUGCAAGAUGGUGGACAAAACGAGACAGUAAUUCCUAGUGAACUUCCAUUGGUCCAAGAACUCACCUCUACUUUGCGAGAAUGGGUAGUGAUCUGGCAUAGGCUGUAUGUGGAGAACAAAAGCUCCCUCUUUCGCCAUGUACAACAGAUGACUUAUAGUCUGAUUGAAUGGCGAUCCCAGAUCCUAUCAGGCACUCUCCCCAAGGAUGAGUUGGCUGAACUCAAGAAGAAAGUCACUGCCAAGAUCGAUUAUGGCAACAGGAUUUUGGGACUGGACCUGGUGGUACGUGAUGAUAAUGGGAACAUACUGGAUCCAGAUGUUACCAGCAUGAUUUCACUAUUUAAAACACACGAGACAGCAUCCAAAAGAAUUGACGACAGGAUCCAGGAAGAAAAGUCUCUUCAACAGAAUGUGGACCGACGUGGGCAGUCUAUCUUUAAUAAUACCCACACUUACAGCCUGUACAUCAAUUUCAAGAAUUUUGUCUGCAAUAUUGGUGAGGAUGCAGAGCUGCUUAUGAGCCUUUAUGAUCCAGACCAAUCCAAAUUUAUUAGUGAAAACUACCUGGUUCGUUGGGGAAGUAAUGGAAUGCCGAAGGAAAUUGAAAAGCUUAACAACCUUCAAGCUGUCUUUACGGAUCUUAGCAGUUCUGACUUGAUCCGGCCUCGGGUCAGCCUAGUGUGUCAAAUAGUGCGAGUUGGCCACAUGGAGUUGAAAGAAGGCAAGAAGCAUACUUGUGGCCUCCGGAGACCUUUUGGAGUAGCAGUGAUGGACGUUACCGAUAUCAUUCAUGGGAAGGUGGACGAUGAAGAGAAGCAGCAUUUUAUUCCUUUUCAGCAGAUCGCCAUGGAAACAUACAUCAGGCAACGGCAGUUAAUCAUGGCACCGUUAAUAACGUCUCACGUGAUUGGAGAGAAUGAACCCCUCACGUUGGUGUUCAACAAAGUUAUUGCCGCCAAGGAAGUGAAUCAUAAAGGGCAAGGCCUCUGGGUUUCUCUGAAACUGCUGCCUGGUGAUUUAGCUCAGGUUCAGAAGGAUUUUUCUCAUCUCAUUGACAGAUCAACAGCUGUUGCCCGCAAAAUGGGAUUCCCAGAGAUUAUAUUGCCUGGUGAAGUUCGGAAUGAUAUCUAUGUCACUCUGAUGCAUGGAGAGUUCGACAAAGGGAAAAAGAAGACUCCUAAGAACGUUGAGGUCACCAUGUCUGUUCAUGAUGAAGAUGGAAACAUUUUAGAGAAAGCUAUCCAUCCGGGUGCUGGUUAUGAAGGGAUUUCAGAAUACAAAUCAGUUGUCUACUACCAAGUCAAACAACCUUGCUGGUAUGAAACUGUAAAGGUCUCCAUAGAGAUAAAAGAGGUUGGCCGCUACCAUUUAAGAUUUACUUUCCGCCACCGUUCAUCCCAAGAAUCAAGAGAUAAAUCCGAACGGGCUUUUGGGAUGGCCUUUCUGAAGCUGAUGAAUGUAGACGGCACCACUCUGCAGGAUGGCAGGCAUAAUUUAGUAGUCUACAAGGGUGAGAACAAAAAAAUGGAAGAUGCUAAGUUUUACUUGACGCUUCCCAGCACCAAGAUGGAGGUAGAAGACAGAGAUGGAGUUGCAUCCAAGCAACACACGGCCAAUUUUACUCUGAAUAAAGAUAGCACCAAGGACAGCUUUCAGAUUGCAACACUCAUCUGCUCGACAAAACUGACACAGAAUGUUGACUUGCUAGGAUUGUUGAAUUGGCGUUCGAACUCUCAGCAUAUAGGACACAACCUGAAGAAGCUGAUGGACGUGGAAGGAGGAGAAAUUGUUAAGUUUCUACAAGAUACACUUGAUGCACUUUUCAGUAUAAUGAUGGAGAUGUCUGACAAUGAAUCCUAUGAUUUUCUUGUAUUUGAUGCAUUGGUAUUUAUUAUUUCCCUGAUUGGAGAUAUCAAGUUUCAGCAUUUUAACCCUGUACUGGAAACUUACAUUUAUAAACACUUUAGCGCCACCUUGGCCUAUGUGAAACUCACCAAGGUUCUGAAUUUCUAUGUUGGGAAUGCAGAUGAUUCUACUAAGACAGAUUUGCUAUUUGCUGCUCUGAAAGCUUUGAAGUACCUCUUUAGGUUCAUAGUACAAUCGAGAGUUCUUUAUCUAGGAUUUUAUGGCAAAAGUGAAGAUGGGGAUGAGUUUAACAAUGCCAUUCGCAAGCUAUUCCUCUCCUUCAACGUCCUCAUGGAUAGACCGCUUGAAGAAGCUGUCAAAAUCAAGGGUGCUGCUUUGAAGUAUUUGCCGAGCAUUAUUAACGAUGUCAAACUAGUCUUUGAUCCAGUAGAACUCAGUGUCCUUUUCAGCAAAUUUAUUCAAAGCAUCCCUGAUAAUCAGCUUGUCCGUCAGAAGCUCAAUUGUAUGACCAAGAUAGUGGAUAGUGACCUCUUUCGUCAGUCUGAAUGCCGUGACAUUCUUCUCCCCCUGCUGGUAGACCAGCUCAGUGGACAACUGGAUGAUAAUUCUCACAAACCUGACCAUGAAGCCUGCUCACAACUGCUUAGCAAUAUUCUUGAGGUACUCGAUCGGAAAGAGGUGGGUCCAACUGCAGAUCACAUCCAAUUGAUAAUGGAGCGGCUACUGAGGAGGAUAAACCGAACCGUGAUUGGAAUGGGAAGACAAUCUACUCACAUUGGUAGUUUUGUAUCCUGCAUGACAGCCAUCUUAAGACAGAUGGAUGAUUCCCAUUAUAAUUACUACAUCAGCACUUUCAAAACCAGACAGGAUCUUAUUGAUUUUCUGAUGGAAACUUUCAUCAUGUUUAAAGACCUGAUUGGUAAAAAUGUCUAUGCAAGUGACUGGAUGGUGAUGAAUAUGAUGCAGAGCAGGAUUUUCCUUCGAGCCAUCAAUCAGUAUGCCUCUGUGCUCAAUCGCUUCUUCUUGGAUCAGGCAAGCUUUGAGCUUCAGCUAUGGAAUAAUUACUUCCAUUUGGCAGUAGCCUUUCUUACUCAUGAAUCCCUUCAACUAGAGACUUUUUCCCAGGCUAAACGGAACAAGAUAAUGAAGAAAUAUGGAGAUAUGAGGAAAGAAAUUGGCUUCCAGAUAAGGGACAUGUGGUACAACCUUGGACCUCAUAAGAUCAAGUUCAUCCCUUCCAUGGUGGGCCCAAUUCUGGAAGUGACCUUGACGCCAGAGCCUGAGCUGCGGAAAGCAACCAUCCCUAUCUUUUUCGACAUGAUGCAAUGCGAAUUCAACUUCAGUGGAGGCAGAAAUUUCCGUAUGUUUGAAAAUGAGCUGAUCACUAAAUUAGAUCAAGAAGUGGAAGGAGGUCGGGGAGAUGAACAGUACAAGAUCUUGCUGGAGAAACUCCUCCUGGAGCACUGCCGGAAGCAUAAAUACCUAUCAAGCUCAGGCGAAGUCUUUGCCCUGUUGGUUAGCAGCCUGCUUGAGAACCUAUUGGAUUACCGAGCGAUUAUGCAUGACGGGAGCAAGGAAAACCGCAUGAGUUGCACUGUCAACUUACUGAAUUUUUAUAAAGAGAAGAAAAGAGAAGAUAUAUACAUCAGAUACUUAUAUAAACUCCGAGAUUUGCACACUGAUUCUGAGAGCUACACUGAGGCAGCUUACACACUCCUGCUUCAUGCAGAGUUACUUCAGUGGUCUGAUCAGCCAUGUGUUCAACAUCUGCUGCAGAGGGACAGCUAUUAUGUCUACUCACAACAGGAACUUAAGGAGAAGCUUUACCAAGAAAUCAUAGUCUUCUUCGACAGAGGCAAAAUGUGGGAGAAAGCCAUCCAGCUCAGCAAAGAAUUGGCUGACAUGUACGAGAACAAAGUCUUUGACUACGAGAGCCUUGGCAAUCUCUUGAAAAAACGGGCCACCUUCUAUGAGAACAUCAUGAAAGCAAUGAGGCCUCAACCAGAAUAUUUUGCUGUUGGAUAUUUUGGCCAUGGAUUUCCUUCUUUUCUUCGGAACAAGAUGUUCAUCUACCGUGGAAAGGAAUAUGAAAGGAGGGAAGAUUUCAUUGUGAAGCUCCUCACCCAGUUUCCAAAUGCUGAGAAAAUGAGCAGCACCGUCCCACCAACUGAAGAUGUCAAAGCUUCUUUUAAGCAAUACAUACAGUGUUUCUUAGUUAAGCCUGUCAUGAACCUUCCUUCAAGCUACAAAGACAAGCCUGUUCCAGAGCAGAUUCUAAACUUUUAUAGAUCCAACGAAGUGCAACAGUUCCAACACUCGCGGCCUUUCAGGAAAGGAGAAAAAGAUCCCGAGAAUGAAUUUGCAACUAUGUGGAUAGAACGUACCACCUAUACAACAGCCUAUUCCUUCCCUGGAAUCCUCAAAUGGUUUGAAGUCAAGCAAGUCACUAUGGAAGAAAUCAGCCCCUUGGAAAACGCCAUUGAAACCAUGGAGCGGACAAAUGAGAAGAUCAGUAACUGUGUUCAACAACAUGCUUGGGACCGCGUCCUGCCUGUCCAUCCCCUCUCCAUGCUCUUGAAUGGCAUUGUGGAUCCAGCAGUAAUGGGCGGUUAUACCAACUACGAGAAGGCCUUUUUUACUGAGAAAUAUGUUCAGGAACACUCUGAAGAUCAAGAAAAGAUUGAAUUACUCAAGCAACUAAUUGCUCUACAGAUGCCUUUGCUGGCUGAAGGGAUUAGAAUCCAUGGGAAGAAACUGACCGAACAAUUGAAGCCUCUUCAUGACAGGCUAACCACUUGCUUCAAGGAGCUACGAGAGAAAGUGGAGAAGCUGUACGGUGUGAUCACCCUGCCUUCCUCACUGACGGAGAGAAAGCAGAGCAGGUCUGGUUCGGUGGUUUUGCCAUACAUUAUGUCCUCCACGUUGAGAAGGCUGUCAGUUACUUCUGUCACUUCUUCAGUUGGGUCGACUUCAUCUACAUCAUCUGACAGCGUUUCCUCCAGACCAGGAUCUGAUGGAUCUAUUCUUGAGCCAUUGAUGGAAAGGAGAAGUUCGGCAGCCUCCAGGAUGGAAGAACAGCCUACCAAAGAUGAUGCAGACAACCGAGCUAAUAAAUUCCGUCGGAAAGACUGGAGUCUCAGUAAAUCUCAGGUUAUUGUAGAGAAGGAGCCAGAGGCUGAGUUGGCUUCCAAAACGAACGCAACAGGAAAAGCUCCGAGGCCAAAGAGCCUGCAACUGGGAGAAAGCAAACUGACUCGGCUUCAGAACUCAUCACUUCACCAAGCCGGAGCACUCAGCCCACCACCAAUCACUCCCAAAACACCGAGAACACAAAGUUUUCCUUCCUUGCAAGCAGAUGGAUUAACAACCGUUAACUUGCAGAAUUCUCCUCCCCCACCGCCGCCCAAAUGCAAACCCUACGAGAAUCACAGUUCCGGAAACUCCACAGAGGUAGCUCCACCUCUACCCACCAGGCGAGAAACCAAACCUCCUCCUCCUCCUCCUAAAACUAGGAAAUCCGGUGUCCUUUCUUUAGAACAAGAACUACAAUGAGGACUCCAUAUCAUGUUGUCUCCUUGCAUCUGGAACUGAACAUCUGGUGUUUUGUGAACGUAUCUAGUUCUCCAGAGCGUCUCAGGAUUGGCUUCUUCCUGCCGGACAGCUUCGCCUUCCAUUCCUGCACCAAGUUUGGGGAUGUGAACACAAAGCAGCUGCUAGAAAUUUUUUGGCAAAGCUGCUGUUUUGGCUUUCCUGGCUUCUGAUUCCCCUAUUGACGUCCCAAGACGUAUCUUCUGAUCAACUAUGGCACAUCAGGGCUUCUGCAAGGCUAAAGAAACCAAAUUCUGUUAUCCACCAGUCCUUGUUCCACCACUGAUAAAACACCAGCACUAUGGAAAUUCUCAGGGGAAUAGAUCUCCAAGCAACUAAGAUCUUCUUUGGUCUUGAAACAGCUAAGCACCACACUGUAAAAAUGCACACUUGCCGCUAGAGUGGAUAUGUGUGACAAAUUCAAACCCACUUUGUUGCACUUGGACAGUUGAGGAUAUGGUUUCCAUCAGUCUCGCUGGCCAGCAGUAGAGACCUUGGAAUGGGAUAAACCUCGUAUUAGAGGAAGGAUUCUUUGGCCUGCUUAGCACACGUACUCUUUGCCUAUUUAUUCCAAACUUGGAACAAAAACCUAAUUCCCAGGGCCUAUGUUGGAAUAUAAGGGGCACAAUGGCUCAGGGGCUAAGACGCUGAGCUUGUCGAUCAAAAGGUCGGCAGUUCAGCAGUUCGAAUCCCUAGUGCUGCGUAAUGGAGUGAGCUCCCAUUACUUGUCCCAGCUUUUGCCAAUCUAGCCGUUCGAAAGCACGUAAAAAAUGCAAGUAGAAAAAAUAGGGACCAUCUUUGGUGGGAAGGUAACAGCGUUCCGUGCACCUUUGGCGUUUAGUCAUGCCGGCCACAUGACCACCGAGACGUCUUCAGACAGCGCUGGCUCUUCGGCUUUGAAACAGAGAUGAGCACCGCCCCCUACAGUCGGGAACGACUAGCACGUAUGUGCAAGGGGAACCUUUACCUUUAUGUUGGAAUAUAUGGAUUUUUUGAUAGGGCUGAUAGGCUAAUCAAUAAAGCUAAUCUAAUCUAAUAUAUGGAUUUGUAUAUGACAGCCCAAAGCAUCGGGCAGACCUGUAGAUUCCAUAAUGCUGAGAUAUUACUUUAUAUCUACAUACAGUAGAACCUCUGGUCACCACCAUAAUUCGUUCCAUAACUUUGGUCAGAACCCAAUCUGGUCGUGGUCAGAAGCAUUCAUGACCAGAGGUUCUAUGUACUUUAAUUUUCCAGCAAUAUGAAGGUAGAUUAAAAAAGAAAGAAAACCGGCAUCUGUCUAUUCCCAUAGUUGACCAACUGUGUCCUUCAAAGUCUUAGGUUCUCCUCUUCUUUCAAGUGUGUGCAAACACUAUCAAAUACGCCACUAAUUCCUUCUGUUGCUGCCACUUUUCCAAAAUUUUGCAUACAAACAGAGCGGCCUAUACUACUGUACCUUUGGAGACUCGUUUAUUCUGAAUUCUGGAUGUAUUUUUUUUUCCUUUAUGCAAUAAUGUGUUGAUAAUACAUAAAGGUGUAAUUAUCCUUGGAAAUUUGAAGAAUGGACUGCAUAUUGAAAGUGCUUCCAAAAAAGAACUGAUAAACCGGGACUGGACAUCAACUUAAAUGUCUUAUUGAAUUCUUUGCUAAAAUGGAAGUGGGUGUAUCGCUGCCUGUUGAAUUCUAGAUUCUUACUGUAUCUCCCUUUGUAUGUCUUACUGUUAAAUGCUGCCUCUGUGUUUACUUGUUUAUAACAGAAACUCAGGGCUCGGCCCCCAUGGGACUCAAGUUUAUCUCAGAGAUAGCUGACAUAAUCGGAUUAUGCUAUCUCUGUCCAUCUUCAGUCGUGGAUUGAAGUUAUAGGCUAAGUGCACAUAUCAGAUGAUGGCAUGUUUUGCUUUAACUAUUGUUCCAAACCAGUAGUGAAAUCCAAUUUUUUUUACUACCGGUUUACUACCGUGUGUAGCUUGGUGGGUGUGGCUUGGUGGACAUGGCAGGGGAAGGAUACUGCAAAAUCUCCAUUCCCACCACACUCCAGGGGAAGGAUAUUGCAAAACCUCCAUUCCCACCCCACUCUGGAGCCAGCCAGAGGUGGUAUUUGCCAGUUCUCCAAACUAUUCAAAAUUUCCGCUACCAGAUUCUCCAGAACCUGUCAGAACCUGCUGGAUUUCACCCCUGUUCCAAACCACUAUGUUUGACCACAUAAGAGGUUUAGCCAAAUACCCACUCACUAUAUUAUGGCUUAGCAUGGUGCAUGAACCCAGCCACAAGGUUGAUAUUUAUUCACAGAGUAAAUGCAUUGCGCAAGACCAUUUUCUAAUGGUGGGUAGUUGGGCAUCUUUGCCCACAGAUUACAAUUUGGUUGCAUCGAUCAUUGAUGAAUGGCCACCUGUCCAAGGGCUUCAGAAGAUGUUCAUUGACAUUAACCCUUAAGGUUGCAUCAUGCCUUCAAAGUAAAAAGUUUAUAGACUGGUGUUUUUUUUAAGAAUUUAGAACAGGGGUCUCCAACCUUGGCAACUUGAAGACUUGUGGACUUCAACUCCCAGAAUUCUGGGAGUUGGAGUCCACAAGUCUUCAAGUUGCCAAGGUUGGAGACCUUUGAUUUAGAACAUCUGUGAUUCGGGGGGGGGGGGAGCCUUAGAGGCAUGCCCUUGUUGAAGCAGAGAGUACGGCCUUUGAAUUAGCAGAUUACAGCUGUUGAUCUUAUCCUGUGGAUUAACAUUAUAGAGUGGACCCAAACUAUUUAAUUGAUAUGCAAGAGAAAAGAUGCAUUUAUAGAGAAAUGCAUGGCUCUGUUUGCCAUUCCUCAAACUUCUGCACUAUCUGUUCAAAGAAACCACCAGCCGAAAUUUAAUGCACGCCAUGGUAAAGCUAACUUUGUUUACUGAACCCAGCAUUUUGUAUAUAUCUUAACAGCAUCUCAGUAAUUCAGGUGUGUUUGCCUUAGGCAAAAUGUCUAGCCAGAAAGCUGAGGUUCACAUGUUAAUGUUGUACAUAGUUCUUUUCUUCUUUAAAAACUCUCUGUCUCAACUUAUUAGUUCUACUUUUAUUUUGACCAUCAUUGCUCUCUGAUAAUUUUCUACUAUUUCUUAGCAUUCCAGGUUGACAAAGGCUCUAGUGUACGCAGUUAAAAGAUCCCCUCAUUUUUAUGACUAGCAAUGCUCAAAAGUUAUUAAGCCUCUCUUGGCCAGUGUUCCAACUAGAAGCCUCACAGACAGUGAUUCAAGAAUACCAUUCUUUGUGAGGAUGUUUAUUGCAAGAACUAAGAAAUCCCUUAUUUGGGCAACUUCUCAAGGGUAAGAAUCCAACCCUAUUUAUAGUAUGAGCAAGGUUCUGGGAUGACUCUGUCUUCCUCCUCCCAACAAUGCAGCCCCUGGAAGGUAAAGUCAUUGAAUUAAAGCUGUUGAAAUUUGUUUGCUUCUUUGAGUCUGAUUGCCAAAAGAUUAACAUUAUUGUGUGGCUCCAAACUGCUUAAUUGGCCAAUACAGAGAGGGUGGGGGGAGCAUUGAAAAGAAGCUUGUUUGGCUUGUUCACGAAGCAGCUGUCCUUCAGAGAUAAAACACACUCUUUGCCUGUAGAUGGUCCAGCGAUUUGGUCCACGGUGUUUUGUAGAAGAAUACAGGAUGGCCAUGAAAGAUCGAAAGAAGGGCUCCUACCAAGACAAUAGUCAGAUAAGGGGCUUGAGCCUUAGUUCACACAAAGUGAGAGGGGAAAAUACAUGGCAAGAUUCUGUUAUUAUAGCUAUGACGUUAAAAGUACUCCUGACAUGUAUGGUGGCAUCGAUUUCUCAGUUUUAUCAACGUUGUUGUCCUGACAUAAUUCUAAAUGAAUUACUGAUCUCCAGGACAAAAUAGUGGCGAAACACAAUUCCCGAGGUCCUCCUAACCAUGAGCUUAGUGGCAAAUUUGCAAGUUAUCAAGUUC